UGAAAAUACCUGGAAUGGAUAUUUGGGGAUAAGUAGCCAUACACAGUUUUUUGGGCGGGGGGUCGAAAGCGUGUUUUUCAGUGUGGAUAUAUAUAGUGAACAUGUUUGGAAAUAAUUGACCAUUGAAGUAAAGGGGGAAUAGAAUAUAUAUUGCUAGGGUGAGGUUUCAUGGUUCCGAAACAAAAGUCGGGAAGAGACUAUAUUCGCACUCGGUUUUCACUCCAGACGGAAGCUGCAGAGAAGUUUAGAGAGGACCCCUGGCGUGAUCGGGCCUAUUGUUAUUUUCACCCAGGCCACGUAGCUACGGGGUUCGAAGAGUUGAAUCCUGAGUCCCAACAAUUUGGGAGAAAUUAGCCAACCCUCAUCCCGACGACAUGGGAACGAUACGCUGAGAGGACACGUGUGGCUUCAAGCUCUGUGAGAAAUUUCGCCGAAGGGCCUGUCCACCCCCCCAUCCUACUCAUAAUCAUAUCUUUUCACCCCCCCCUGUCUAGUCUGUCUUCUCUUCUUCCUACCCUCCUUUUUCUAGUCCAUUGUUUCCCUGAUUCCAUCUGUCUGGUGGGCUCUUCUCCCUGUCCUUUGGCCUCCAAGAUAGAUUCUCUCAGGAGUAAGGUUGAGCUGCUGAAGCUGCCUCUGGCCCUAUCCACCAAGUCCAUCUCCGAACUCAAGAGCCAGCUGGGCAGAAUCAGGGAACGAGGCACGGGGGGGGAGAGGGGCCUGUCAACCCCAUCCACCGACCCGAGACAUGGACAACGAGUCACAGUACUCGGGCUACUCCUACAAGUCGUCCCACUCCCGCAGUUCCCGCAAGCACAGGGAUCGGCGGGACAGACAUCGCUCCAAGAGCAGAGACGGCAGCAGCCGUGGGGACAAGUCUGUCACCAUCCAGGCCCCUGGGGAGUCACUAUUAGAUGCAGAGUCGACCCGUGGCGAUGACCGGGAUGACAACUGGGGCGAGACCACCACUGUGGUCACAGGCACAUCAGAACACAGCGUGUCCAACGAGGACCUGACACGUGUCUCCAAGGAGCUGGAGGAAUCGUCCCCCCUGGAAUGCAAGCGCUUCCUGGGGCCCGUGCUGGGUGGCUGCCUAGGCCUGUUCGCUCUGGUCACCCCCCUGGCCUUCCUGGUCCUCCCCCAGCUGCUGUGGCGUGAGGCCCUGGAGCCCUGCGGCACGCCCUGCGAGGGUCUCUACGUCUCCCUGGCCUUCAAGCUCCUGGUGCUCCUCAUCUCCUCCUGGGCGCUGUUCCUGCGCCCGCCACGCGUCACCCUGCCCCGCUUCUUUGUCUUCCGCUGCCUGCUCAUGGUGCUGGUGUUCCUGUUCGUGGCGUCCUACUGGCUGUUCUACGGCGUGCGCGUGCUGGAGCCACGGGAGAGGGACUACAGAGGCAUCGUGGAGUAUGCUGCAUCGCUGGUGGACGCGCUGCUCUUCAUCCAGUACCUGGCCCUGGUGCUGCUGGAGGUCAGACACCUGCAGCCUGCCUUCUGCCUCAAGGUGGUGCGCGCCACAGACGGGGCUAGUCGCUUCUACAACGUCGGACACCUCAGUAUCCAGAGGGCAGCAGUGUGGGUGCUGGAUCAGUACUACAGGGACUUCCCAGUCUACAACCCUGCCCUGCUCAACCUGCCCAAGUCCAUCCUCUCCAAGAAGAUGUCUGGAUUCAAAGUCUACUCACUGGACGAGAACAGCACCAAUAACUCCACCAGUCAGUCCCGGGCCAUGAUCGCUGCUGCGGCCCGCAGGAGAGACAACUCCCACAACGAGUACUACUACGAGGAGGCCGAGAUGGACCGCAGGUGCCGCAAGCGCAAGGCCAGGUUGGUAGUGGCGGUGGAAGAGGCCUUCACCCACAUCAAGCGUCUCCAUGAUGAUGACCCCGCAGGCUCGUCCCACAAACACCCCCGUGAGGUGAUGGACCCCCGGGAGGCGGCUCAGGCCAUCUUUGCCCCCAUGGCGCGGGCCAUGCAGAAGUACCUGAGGACCACGCGCCAGCAGCCCUACCACAGCAUGGAGAGCAUCCUCACACACCUGCAGUUCUGUAUCACCCACAACAUGACCCCCAAGGCAUUCCUGGAGCGUUAUGUGAGCCCAGGCCCUACCAUGCAGUACCAGCGUGAGAAUGGCAGGGGGCGCCAGUGGACUCUAGUGAGCGAGGAGCCGGUAACCUCUGCCCUGCGUCAGGGUCUGGUCUUCUCCCUGCGCCGCCUCGACUUCUCCCUUGUCGUCACGGUGCAGCCCCUCCCCUUCCUGCGUAUCGGUGAGGAGUUUAUCGACCCCAAGAGCCACAAGUUUGUGAUGAGGCUGCAGUCGGAGACCUCUGUGUGAAGGGGGGGUCAGUGGAGGCCCCUGAUCCUACUGGGAUACGCAGGGUGCUAGAUCAUCAUGUACUCUCCUAUUGAACCAUUGUCAUGGAUGUUAACAGAAUGGGAGGAAGUUACGAUCUUCCAAAGACAGAAAAUGGAUGCCUUGACCAUGUUUUAUGACACUGUAAAAUUCCCUUAAGGUGUUUCUUGUCUGUAGGCCAACUGUCUCCAUCAGUUUGCAAAGGAACUACAUUCCUGAGCUUGUUGUAACUGAGAGACUGUGUGUUGUAGAGUCUUAUUCCAUGUAUAUGUGGUAUCAUUUAAUUGUACACUGGCCUUUUUUACACAAAAGUUAUCAUGAUUUGAUAACAACAUUGAGUGAGUAAAUCAUUCCUGCCUUGGGACAGCAUUCUUACAAUGUUUCUCAGACUGACUUUCCUGCAUAACCUUUUGUUCCAUGAAGCUGUUUUGAAUGGACUUGCCUUGUCUUUAUCCUGUGUCCACUGUCCUCCACCCAUCUCACUCUGACCAGGGACAUGUGAUUGUAUCCUCACUGCAAGUUGUCUGCAGUCAUAGCAAAUCACCAGAUUGUGCCACAUUUGUAAAACAUUCAAACAAGCACAGUAACAGCCUUACCCAUGUGUGAACUACGAAAUGCUGGCCGGUGAUCUCUGGCAAAGAACCACUUCUCUGACCACUAAACCUCUCGGUUCGAACCCAGAUGUACUGUAACUGGCAGCCUAAUGUUGCUACUUAGACAACAGUUUGGUGCAGUUCAUCUUCUGAGCCACAAUAUGACUGCCAAUCAUUUCUAUUCAAGCAGUUAGAACUCCAAUACCGUACAUUUCUGUGAGAACAACCAAUGAAAGUUCACAACUGGUUUGACAUAAUUGAUGAUAACAUCAAUGCUAAUGAUUGUCGUUCUGCUUUUUUUAUGCAUGCUAGAAUUGUGGGUUUAAAUACAUUUUAUAUGAGGUUGUUUUUGUUUUCUAUAUAUUUUUUAUUAAGUUAUAAUUCAAUUAAAAAAAAAAUGUUUUUACUUUUGGAAAAGAGGUGGUGUGUACAAAGAUUUGAAUGUUUCUUUAUUGAUAAUAGUAGCUUGUAUAGUGUGCUCCAUGUUUUUACUCCUGUUCUCCCCGUCUCUGCUUUUCUCACAUACACAAAGUUGUGAUUGUAUGAAGCCCUGUCUUUCAUUCUCUGGUCCUGUUAAGAAAAACAAUACUGUAAGCCUGCUGACGAGAAUAUGAUUAAAGACGUAAUGGAAUCUGAAUUUUAAUUCAGAGAAAGAUGUCGAAUUGAAAAGUAAUUCCGAUGGGGUUUACACUUCUCUUUUUUUUACCUAAAACACUCUUUCUACUCGUUCACUUCGGAGUUCUUUUAUGGCCUUUUGUUUUCCACAGCACCCCAUUAUUCAAUAUGACCCUCUAGUGACAACAUCCUACCACCCUCACUAGGAAGUCAUUUCUUUCUUGGACAUGUUGUGUAUGUGCAGUACCAGUCACAAGUUUGGUCACACCUACUCAGUUUUUCUUUAUCUGUACUAUUUUCUACAUUGUAGAAUAAUAAUGAAGACAUCAGAACUAUGAAAUAACACAUAUGGAAUCAUGUAGUAACCAAAAAAAAGUGUUAAACAAAUUAAAAUAUGUUUAAUAUUUGAGAUUCUUCAAAGUAGCCACCCUUUGCCUUGAGCGCUUUGCACACUUGGCAUUCUCUCAACCAGCAUGUACAACAGGGAAAGUAAGUGUAAAUGUCAUUUUUAUUAAACAUUAUGGCU
Molecule: messenger RNA, 4078 nt
Organism: Salvelinus namaycush (lake trout)
Lineage: Eukaryota; Metazoa; Chordata; Actinopteri; Salmoniformes; Salmonidae
Product: vang-like protein 2
Exons: 8
Coding region: 746-2326 (526 amino acids)
Biological process (GO): Wnt signaling pathway, planar cell polarity pathway; multicellular organism development; establishment of planar polarity
Cellular component (GO): plasma membrane
Source: RefSeq, a predicted model, not a curated record